Messenger RNA from Gavialis gangeticus (Gharial), 3145 nucleotides. RefSeq names its product chromosome unknown C3orf58 homolog (gene DIPK2A). The transcript has 3 exons. Gene Ontology annotation, biological process: cardiac muscle cell proliferation; regulation of phosphatidylinositol 3-kinase/protein kinase B signal transduction. The record is from RefSeq and is a predicted model, not a curated record. Gene Ontology annotation, cellular component: COPI vesicle coat. NCBI's taxonomy places the organism in Eukaryota, Metazoa, Chordata, Crocodylia, Gavialidae. Bases 31 to 1320 code for a protein of 429 amino acids.
CGCGGCGCGGGCCGGAGCCGGCGCGGGACGAUGCUGCGGCUGGGGUCGCUGAAGUUGGGGCGGUUGUACCGCUACGUGAAGCUGGCGGUGCUGGGCAGCCUGGCGGCGGCGCUGGUGCUGAACACGCACUCGCUGCUGGCCUCGCUGCAGCGCAACGAGCUGGCGGAGCGGCGCUUCCUGCAGCUCAAUAAGUGCCCGGCCUGCUGGGGCACCAGCUGGUGCCGCAAGUUCCUCAACGGGCAGCUGCGCCUCGAGAGCUGGGGCCGCCUGCGCCUGCUGGACGUCUUCAACGUGAAGAACGUGUACUUCGCGCGCUACGGGGAGCCCCGCGAGGGCAGCCGCCGCGUCGUGCUCAAGCGCCUCGGCUCCGCUCAGGAGCUGGCCGACAUCGACGCCAAGAUCUGCCGCCGCGCCACCGGCAGGGGCCGCUGCGACCUGCUGCAGGCCCUGCCCGCCACUGAGUUCGCCAGCCUCAACGGCGACGUGCGCCUCCUCACCCCCGCUGCCGUGGAGGGCUGGUCGGACCUGGUGCACUGCCCCUCGCAGCGCCUGCUCGACCGCCUGGUCCGCCGCUACGCCGAGACCAAGGACUCGGGCAGCUUCCUGCUGCGCAACCUCAAGGACGCGGAGCGCAUGCAGCUGCUGCUCACCCUCGCCUUCAACCCCGAGCCGCUCGUGCUGCAGAGUUUUCCAUCUGAUGAGGGCUGGCCAUUUGCUAAAUACCUAGGAGCAUGUGGAAGAAUGGUGGCUGUCAACUAUGUUGGAGAAGAACUAUGGAGUUACUUCAAUGCACCAUGGGAAAAACGAGUGGACCUGGCCUGGCAGUUAAUGGAAAUAGCAGAGCAACUGACUAACAAUGACUUUGAAUUUGCACUCUACCUCCUUGAUGUUAGUUUUGACAACUUUGCAGUUGGACCUAGAGAUGGGAAGGUUAUUAUUGUAGAUGCAGAAAACGUUCUGGUGGCAGACAAAAGGUUAAUCAGACAAAAUAAACCUGAAAACUGGGAUGUGUGGUACGAAAGCAAGUUUGAUGACUGUGAUAAGGAAGCUUGCCUGUCCUUUUCAAAGGAGAUUCUUUGUGCUCGUGUCACUGUGGACCACAAUUAUUAUGCCAUUUGUCAGAACCUUUUAUCAAGACAUGCCACAUGGCGUGGCACUUCUGGAGGACUACUUCAUGACCCUCCAGCUGAAAUUGCCAAAGAUGGCCAACUUGAGGCCUUGCUGGAUGAGUGUGCCAACCCAAAGAAGCGAUACGGUAGAUUCCAAGCUGCAAAAGAACUACGUGAAUACCUUGCACAACUGAGUAAUAAUGUGAGGUAGUUCAUGGUGAAGCUCCUGUUUUGUAACACUGGCUAUAAGACUGUCGCAAAGACGCAUGGAAAAGUGAGGUCUCGAACUUACGUAGUCAAAAGGGAACUUAAAAGAAUUAAAGUAGCUGAUCAAUUGUAUAAAUGCCAUAAUUCAUUUUAUGGUGUUUUGAUGGUGUUCCUCUCCAAACUGACAAGGUACUUACCGAAUUAAAACUUGAGCUACUAUUGACUGUUCUCCCUCAUUGUUAAAGAGGGGAGUCGGAUGAGAAAGACUUAUAGCUUAACUGACAGCUUGUUCAUCAAAGGAUACUUUACAUAAAACUGCAUUAGUAUUACAGUUUUGUGAAGUUGAUGCUUUUACUUGGAAAGUCAUAUUAGACUGGCCUGUUUUAAAGGCCUUUUCCUGAUGUCAUUGUUUCCAUUUUUGUGUUUAAACGCUUUUUAAGUAGCAUUUACAAACAUACAGGUAAAUCUAGGUGUUUGCAUUGUUUCAGACUUAACAAGCUUUUUUUUAAUGCUGUGCAGUACAUUUUUACUGUGAGCACAGGAUUCCCAUGUUUACUGUCUAAUCUUAUUUCUUUUCACUGUAUUGUGUGUGUAUUUUUUUAAAGGAUAUGGGCAUAAAAAGAUUCAAAUGUCCUAUGAACCAUAUUUUGACUUUCGUAAUUUUGCCUCUGCAGAUAUCACUUAAUGUAAUUACUGUACAAAUUUUCAACCCUCAAUGCCAGUUUCUACACAUGGCCGGCCAUUCAGCAGGAAAUCAUAGAAUGAACAAAUUUGCUUCUCAUAGUGAUGGUAACUUGAGGCCGGAGGGGAGAAUAAUGGUAUAAAUCAAACUUAACUUGAGGAUAGGAGCUUGACUAGAAGUUUCACAAUCCAGUGUAGUAAAGCAUAAACCAAAGAAAAUGUUUAUGUGUACAAGUCUCUAGACUAGUUCUUAAAGCAAAAUUAUGUACUAUAGCAGCACUAAUCUUUUUGGAAAUUAAAGUUUCACUGGGUCCCUAGUUACUGUUUGCAGGACUCUUAAACUACUAGUUAAUGCCUGAGAGAAACCCAAAUUUAAACUUUAAGAAAUGUUUACCAGGUUAGCAUUUGUUCUGCAUCAUUCACAGUUCUGUUGAAUUCAGUACAAUGAAACUUACUGAAUGUUCACCCAUGGUUUUAACAGUUAAACGUAUGUAGUGUUCACUGUUGACCCUUCUUUGAAUUAAGUUUGACUCUUUCAAUUGCAGUUGGAAUGGUCUUGUAAUGGUUAGUGUAAACCUGAGAUUGCUCCCAUAAAUCAGAAUUUGCAUAAAAUAUCAAUCUUGGCCAUGUGACUGACUUUUUUGGAAGCUUGCUUGGUUUUGGUUUUCUUCUAUACAAUUACUGCUAAACUAUUUAAUGUACUUGAAGUCUUGCUUAUAUUCCUAAGCAAAUACUUGUGGGGAGAAGCUUUUGUAUAUUUUUGAUUACUUGAGCAAUUACAAAGGAAGGUAACAGUUCUAUAAGACCAAGGUUUUGGCUAAUUUACAAGUUAGGAUGAGAUGCACUAUUUUUCAUGACACAGCCAGUGACCAUCAAAAGCUGCAUCAAAAGACAACUAGAAAUUGCUGCUGAAAAAAUAGCUGUAAAAGGAAAAAAAGGCAAAAUGAGGACAGCAAGGUAUAAAACCAGGUUGUUGACUAGCUUUAGAAGUUGGAACAAGAUGGUAUGCACUACCAUUCAUGACAAAGCCAGCCUGACUGUCAGAAGCUACAUCAGAAGAUAAGUAGAAAUUGCUGCUGAACCAUAUUUCCCUAAACAAGUGAAGAUAACAGCAAAUUGUCAUUCAAAAUUGGUUAAUUUUUAAAUCU